AUGAUAAUGCUUAGUUGCUUGCCUGAGUGUGAUGAGGAAGAUGAGUCAAACAGAAAUCAACCAGAGUCUGUCACUGAAGAGAAACCUAAGGAGAAGGAGAGCUUCUUCUUGUCUUGGUAUAAACACCACUUGAGGAACUUUUAUCAGGCUUUUAAGUUUCCCAAGGGAUCUUCUCAUGUGAAACCAGAUGAUGAUGAUGGCCUUGAGAGGAAUCCCAUGCAGAGUAAAGAGGAAGCAACAAUAAUAGUACAGCAAGCAAUUAUUAUACCUGAAAUAUCAGAUCCCUCUUUACUUUUAACGGAGCAGUGCAGACGUUCCCUUUAUACUUCACUUCCUGCUCUUGUUCAAGGCAGGAAAUGGGUUUUGCUCUAUAGUACAUGGAGGCACGGUAUAUCACUAUCAACGCUGUAUAGGAAAAGCCUCCUCUGGCCUGGUCUCAGUUUACUGGUUGUUGGAGACAGAAAAGGUUCGGUGUUUGGUGGUCUUGUGGAGGCACCUUUGCUACCAACUGAUAAUAAGUAUCAGGGAACCAACAGUACAUUUGUUUUCUCUGAUAAGUCUGGACAACCAACUAUAUACCGUCCCACAGGAGCAAAUAGGUUUUACACUUUAUGCUCCAAAGACUUUCUAGCUCUCGGUGGUGGUGGACGGUUUGCUCUCUAUCUAGAUAGUGAGCUGCUACACGGAUCAAGUGCGUGUUCAGAGACAUACGGGAACUCUUGUCUUGCAAACUCUCAGGACUUUGAUGUUAAGGAAGUUGAGUUAUGGGGAUUUGUGUAUGGCUCAAAGUACGAUGAGAUUCUAGCUCUCAGCAGAACAACCGAGUCUAUUUGCAGGUGGUCAUGAUACUGGCGAAACAAGUGCAGUUAUCUUUUGUAAUGUUGCUUUUCUUUGUUUUAUAAGUGGGUUUAAGACUCAAUUUUGAAUGCGUCAAGAUUUUCAACUAUGUCUCUCCUUGUUUGCUGUGUUCAUCUUCUUGAAUUUUUCAAUUUCUUUGUAUUUAAUGUGAUCUUUAAAUGAUACAUCAUCAUUCUUCAUAUGAUGAUAUUGACCUUGUUGUGUGUCGCAAGAACUCUGGUGAAGAAACU
Molecule: messenger RNA, 1088 nt
Organism: Raphanus sativus (radish)
Lineage: Eukaryota; Viridiplantae; Streptophyta; Magnoliopsida; Brassicales; Brassicaceae
Exons: 8
Coding region: 1-846 (281 amino acids)
Source: RefSeq, a predicted model, not a curated record